This is a messenger RNA of Leptosia nina, 369 nucleotides long. The record is from the annotation of a GenBank genome assembly. Lineage: Eukaryota; Metazoa; Arthropoda; Insecta; Lepidoptera; Pieridae.
AUGGCAAAAAACAUAAUUUUCUCUUCGUGUAGUACAAGCAAACCUAUUACAAGGAAAGGAGACGACAAGAAGAAAAAGAAUGUGCGUGACAUAAUCAAAAUUAUUAAGGAGACGGAUCCCGACGUUCAACCCAUGUUUGUCGCGAGAGACUUGAGUCGCCUACCCCCGGUGACCUUGGACAAUGUGGAUGUUUCACGUCUGCUGAAGGAUCUGUCAAUACUUAGGACUGAAUUGUUGGAAACAAAAAAGGCUUCCGAACCUCCCAACUUAUGUGCGGAAUUCAAAAGUAUAAAGGACGAGUUGGAGGCAUUUAGAAAAGAAUGUCUAACGAAGGCGGAUCUUAGCAAGAUUUUCAAAAAAAUCGAAUAA